Messenger RNA from Centruroides sculpturatus (bark scorpion), 3745 nucleotides. RefSeq names its product receptor-type tyrosine-protein phosphatase T-like. The record is from RefSeq and is a predicted model, not a curated record. Lineage: Eukaryota; Metazoa; Arthropoda; Arachnida; Scorpiones; Buthidae. Gene Ontology annotation, molecular function: protein tyrosine phosphatase activity. Gene Ontology annotation, biological process: protein dephosphorylation. The transcript is spliced from 7 exons. Bases 2892 to 3647 code for a protein of 251 amino acids.
UCAGAUAAUUCAUUAGAAAAUGUAAGUUUUCAACAGUUGAAUCACUAAUAAACAGUUUUUUUGCAUAAGAGAUUAUUCCACCAAACCAUUCCACCAUAGUUUCAGUGAACACAAUUGGUGUAAAAGCACUCCACGAGUAAUCAGAUCAGCAACAUUCUCCAUAGAAGAAACAUGAUGCCACCAUGCAAUAUUAGUAUCCUGAAUUUCAGAGACCCUGUUUGUAACAGAGGUUUUCAAUUUAACUGGAGAUGAAUGCAACCAACAAAGAACAAUAGUAGAGUUACACCAUAAGUGAAUUUGAUCCAAUUUACUUAAUUUUAAUGAAGACAAAACUCUCUACAGCAAACGAGAAUAAUAAAGCACCACACAGCUCUAAUCUAGGGAGAGGUUGUUGCUUAAUGUGAGCCAGUCUAGACACUUCGACUAGCGACAGUCACAAUCCAGAUUGUAGGUAAAUCAAGAUCGAAGUGAGUCGUGGCUUGUGUGCGAAUGUAGUAUUAGCCCUUACAAAUAGUACAUCUAGCCCUAUACUUUGAAAAUGCAUGGUUCCCCUUUAAACAACAAAAACAGACGUUCUUGCUUCGAAGAAAUUUGUUUUUCCUCAAUACUAAUUGCAUUGAAUUGUCUACAUUCUCGCAAUGCAUGUUUAGAUUUAUUACGGUAUUUGCAAAUUUCACUAUUUACACUAGUAGUGAAUGAUUUACCAACAGUUAAUUUGGUUUUGUUUUCUUUUAUUCAAUUAGCUUUGCUUCUAAAUUCAAUGAUUUCUGUGCUUUAUACUACGUUCGCACACAAUCCACGACUCACUACGAUUUAAUAUCAUUUACCCGUGCCACUUCGGAAUUAGACCAUGUCCCCGACGCCAAAAGACGAAGUCUCCCCGUGCCUUACGUACUUGUCAACGCCCAGUGUCCCAGGACCACCUUCGAUCGACGAUCAAAGAACCACAUCGAAGCCCAGGACGUCCGAACACCUGAUUGUCCUAAAGCAAACUAUUUUGUACUGUAUGUACUGUACAUAGUAUGUGUUUAUUUUAUGUUAAAAUAAACGGUUUUUGUCAGAUACUUAUCGUCCGUCUCCUCCGCGACCACACACGUACGAAUGGACCUUAGACCAUCACUGACGAGCAAUUAACUGAUUGCCCCUGGAAGACCGCUUCCCUACUAUCAAAUGUCACUGCACGCCACUGCUUAAUUGUGAUUCUAGAGAGUGGUAACUUGUUAUAAAUUCUUCCCUAUCUGUAUAAAGUUAUUCCAGUUCUUCAGAGUUUAUUUCGAGUUGAUUUUGAAUAUGAUCGUAUUCUUCCAAAAUUUUAAGCAAGGAAGUUAGCCUUACUCUGACUUCCUGCACAUUGCCCUUUUCUGAAUCGAAAUUGUCCAGGAAUUUUUGAAUAUAAGACAGUUUACUUUUUGCUAUGCCUCUAAUUUUGAUAGCCUUUCUUUCGUCGAAUGAUUCAAUGGCGGCCAUUGUAACAAAAAUAGCAAAAAUAUGGAAAAGAAAUAGGAAACGAUUUAAGGGUAAGAGAAAUGAUAAGUGUUGGCAGACUUACCUUAACUCGUAGCUGUAUAUCGAAAGUCGGAAAAAAAAACAAGAUGGCGGCCACAUCCGCCUCGACGAAUCAAAAGAUGUUGUGCGUCUAAUUACGAAGUGGACCAUAAAUUAACGCAACAAACAUCUCCAGCACAAAAAGCUGUGAAUUUAUUUGUGGAUUCCCAAAAAGUAGAACAAAUUGAUACACACAUUCAAGGUUCAGCCCUUAAUUAACAUAGAACCAACAUCAGGCACAUAAAAAAACCACGUUUGCCAGACGAACAACCGUUUUAAAAAGCGCGCGAAGUAAGAGAGCGCCCCCUCUUGAUAGUUUUUAUUUAAAAAAUAAAAUAAAAUAAAAUAUCGUCUGCUUGUCCGAACGGGUAUAUUUAUAUGAAACGACAGACAUUAUAGGUGUGCGAAUUCCAUUAAACAAUUUUUAUUAAAUUUAUUAUUUAAAAAUGAAAUUAAUGUUUGUUACCAUCUUAUCUUUGGUUCUCUGCUAUUUCAAAUAUUUUACUAUGUUACAAUCAUGUUUUGACAUGUAGUUAUAUAGAUCCUUAAUCAUACUUUUGUUGAAAUUGGCAUCGAGUUCUUCACGGUUUUUGCAGCGUUCAGUUUUAUAUCUACACUUAUCUACACUUCAACAAGAUUUAAGGUGUUUACUAUUAUAUUUAAAUCUGAAUUUCUUGCAGGACAAUGCGCAACAUCUUUGGACUAGAAGCACUGGAUGGCUUGUAUGACUUUAUGUAUUGACGAAUUAUCCCGUGCCUUAUCUAUAUCUGUUUUUCUUCUUUUGCAGUUCUGCCCAUGGCUUAUAGGAGAAAGGCAUUCUGGAAGACCUUCACACCAGCACUAUUGAUUAUUUUUUUGAUUUUGAAGUUUCUCAUUAAAAUGACCGCCUUUAAAUUCAUAAGGGUUUCUCCAUACUUUGAUUGUUGAAUGCAACAUAUCUGAGAAUAUAUAAGUACGAGUUAUCUGAGACAAUAAUAUAGUAUCGAGAUACACAAACGUGAUUUUAUGACGUGUAGUAGCGGCAUAAAUUUAUAAUUAAUACACAAUCGGGCUUAAUUUUUACCUAUUAGAAGACUAGAAAGAGUGUUGUUUUUCUGUAUUAGUAAGAAAGAAAACGUCAAAAAAUUAGUCCGAUUCAUUAAAUAAUCUCGGCCUUGAUUUAAUGAUAUUUUGAUGAAUUUAUUUUUUAAUUUUUAGAUGACGAGGCUCGCGUAGUUUCACAAAUUUGCGGAAAUGGUUCCCAUUCAGACUACAUUAAUGCAAAUUAUGUUGAUGGAUAUAAAAGACCAAAAAAAUAUAUAGCCACUGAAGGACCGAAGCAGACGACAAUUCAUGAUUUUUGGAGAAUGAUCUGUGAAGAGAAUGUUUGUAAAAUAGUCAUGGUCACUAAUCUAGUGGAAAAUGGAAAGAUAAAAUGUGAAAAAUAUUGGCCCGAAACUGAAGAAAAUUACGGAAACAUUAACGUAUCGUUAAAAGAUAAGGAAAUUUGUUUAGAUUAUGUCGUUAGAACGUUUCUUAUUACCCAAGGAAAACGAACGUGGAUAUUGAAACAUUUUCAUUACAUAACGUGGCCCGAUCACGACGUACCCAGAUUUACAAAUUCGGUUGUUUCAUUUUUACAAAAAGUCAGAAAUUUUAAACCAAAGAGCAAUUCUCCUAUUGUUGUGCAUUGUAGUGCAGGAGAUGGAAGAACUGGAACUUUAAUUCUGUUAGACAGCAUGUUAGAUAUGGCAUAUUCAGAAGCCAGAGUAGAUCUAGUUUCUUAUCUUACCAAUAUGCGGCAACAGCGAAUAAACAUCGUGGAAACUUACGCGCAAUAUCGUUUCGUGUAUCGAGCAUUAGCCGAUUGUCUAUGCGAAUUUAAAACAUCGAUUCUAUGCUCUGAUUAUAACGAAGAAAUCGACAGAUUAAAGAAAGUUAAUGCCUCGACAGGAAAAACAGGUUUUCACAUACAAUACGAAGUAAAUAAAUUAACAUAUAUUUUCCUUUUAAAUUUAUCGUUAAGUUAUAAUUUCAGGUCGUAUUUAACUUACUACUACAAUCAAACCUUUGAACAAUGGCCAUUGUUUGGAGGUUAUUCUAUAUGUAGUCUUAUUCAAUAAGUUCCUAAAAAAAUGGCCACUGUUUUGAGGACAGGUUUGGAGAUUCGAUUACAUUAAUAUUCUUCAAUGAAGAAUUCAUUAUUUCAGAGCACUAAUCU